AUGACAUUUCAGCUUUGUUGCCAGGAUGCAUCUCUUGCCAUAAGACUUGUUCUUGAGCGAUUUCAGUCUGUUGUGAUUACAUCUGGCACAUUAAACCCUAUAAAUUUGUACCUUUGUCUUCUAAAUUUUGAGCCUGUUGUGAAACCAAAGUGGUAUGAAAGACUGUUGGUUCUUACUGUACAGGGAGUUUUCUUCAAUGCAUUCUUUGUGGUUUACAUACUCUCCCCAAAGCUGGCUCAUAGAGUUGUUGGGUACCUUGAGGAGGAAGCUAUACAUUCCUACACCGAGUAUUUAAAAGACAUUAAUAGCGGUGCAGUUGAAAAUGUUCCGGCUCCUGCCAUUGCAAUUGACUAUUGGACGCUUCCCAAGGAUGCCAAAUUGAAAGAUGUUAUAACAGUCAUUCGUGCCGAUGAGGCUCACCAUCGAGAUGUUAACCAUUUUGCUUCGUGGUUGGUUCUACCACCACUAUGCUUUGAUCCAACCACCACUAUGCUUCUUAUAUUGGAGAAUUCUAAUCCAUCUUUAGCUUGUGAUUUUAAUAAGGGUAUAUUAGAUACCACUUAG
Molecule: messenger RNA, 564 nt
Organism: Vicia villosa (hairy vetch)
Lineage: Eukaryota; Viridiplantae; Streptophyta; Magnoliopsida; Fabales; Fabaceae
Product: ubiquinol oxidase 2, mitochondrial-like
Exons: 3
Coding region: 1-564 (187 amino acids)
Biological process (GO): alternative respiration
Cellular component (GO): mitochondrion
Molecular function (GO): alternative oxidase activity
Source: RefSeq, a predicted model, not a curated record